AUGGAGAUUAGGACUUUUUUCGAGUUGGUAAACAAAAGCAGAGUUACGAAAGAGUGUGUGAAGAAGGCAUCUGUAGAGAGAGGAAGCCAGAGGGGGUCACUUUCACUUAAUCGAGGGAAGAGUUUUACUCCUAGAGGCCCGCCUUUCAUGCGGGGAGGUUUUGUACCACAGAGGACUCAGGGUCAGAACAGCUUCAGAAGGCCCAACAACAACAACAACAAUGCUUCAGGGAGAAGAUUUGGGAAGCAACCUUUGAAUGAGCAAGCUUGCACUAGAUGUGGGAAUUACCAUCCUGGUGUCCAUGUAAGGCUGUUGGGAGCAUUGCAUUCAUUCAUUGAAUUUGAGAAGGCUAGUGAGUUAGAGUUGAAGAUCGUAACGUUAGGUUAUGACCUGAAGGUGUAUAAUGCCACCCAUGAAGCCAUGGUAACUAGGCUUGGAUGUCCGCAAGUUUCCUUUAGGGUCAAGCAGCGUGACUUUGUACACAAUUUAGUCUGUUUGCCGAUGGUAGGUCUUGAUCUUAUCUUGGGGUUGGACUGGUUGUCCAAGAACCACGUUCUACUCGACUAUUCUGCAAAAUUAGUGUACUUCAUAUCGGAAGAUACAGAAGGGCCGAUUGUGGUAAAUAACUAUUACUUGAAUUCCAUGAUAGUGAAUUGUUCGGGGGCUAAAUGUCAAGGCAUUCUAUUGUUAACCGCAGGCGUCUCGAGUGAUGAUCAAAACUUAGAACAGAUUCCGGUUGUAUGUGAGUUUCCUGAAGUAUUUCCUGAUGACACUGAGGAGUUUCCGCCUCAUUGA
Molecule: messenger RNA, 795 nt
Organism: Arachis stenosperma
Lineage: Eukaryota; Viridiplantae; Streptophyta; Magnoliopsida; Fabales; Fabaceae
Exons: 2
Coding region: 1-795 (264 amino acids)
Source: RefSeq, a predicted model, not a curated record